UGGCCACCUCAACUGCCUUUGUAUGAAGAAGAUGCACAAUUGCACAUCUCUCCAAUAUUCCAAUCACCUCAGUGCAAGUGCAAAGUGCAAAGUGCAAAGUGCAAAGUGCAAAGUAAUGGAAGGAAGAAGAUUCAGGAGACAAAGAGCGCGCACUCACACCCUUUUACCCCUGCGCUCUACCAGUCUCUCAAACACCAUUUCUUGCUGGUAUUGUGACCUUAAGAUUUCCCGCUUCAACGAACCCCUUUACCAUUUUGGCCACAAAUAUGCCAGGUACUUGAGAGUUUGGUUUUCAGUGGGAGUUGGUUUUGGCUUAAGCUUGCUCUUUGGAGUCACCAUGAUUCUUAUUUGGGAAUCAGUGGCUACUCUAUGUCUAUCGAACGGAAGCGAUAAGAUUGGUGAUAUUUUCAGCUCCUUACUCUUUGGUGUUGAGUCUUCGGUUUUUGGCUUUACAAUGUCGAUAACUGAUGUUGCAUACUUGAUUGUUUCUACCGUGAUAUCUGUAGCAGUGCAUGAAUUCGGACAUGCUGCUGCUGCUGCUAGUGAAGGCAUACAGCUGGAGUACAUCGCCAUAUUUCUUGCUGUUCUUUUUCCAGGGGCACUAGUUGCACUAAAUUAUGAAGUAUUGCAAGCUAGGCCACGCUCUACUGCCCUUCGCAUAUACUGUGCCGGUAUCUGGCACAAUGCUGUGUUAUGUGCAGCUUGUGGAUUGGCACUGUUGCUAUUGCCUGUAAUCCUCUCUCCUUUCUACAUACACGGAGAUGGCCUCAUGGUAUUAAGUAUUUCUGGAAGCUCACCGGUGUCUGGUUAUCUGUCUCCUGGUGAUAUUGUUCUGUCAUUGGAUGGAAGUAAGAUUCACAAUGCACAAGAUUGGAUAGAACUGACAACUUAUCUGGAAAAACGAUCGUUGGCAAGCCUUGAGUCCAAGGUUAUGAAUGGAUAUAUAACCAUUAAUAGGAGGACUUACUGUGUGCCAAGUGUUUUGGUGGAAAAAAGUGAAAUGGUGCUCUUGAUGAGUAACCGAUCCACUUGUCCUGAUGAGCACUUUGCUUUUGUGUCUGUUCCCUGCUUUGACUCAAGUGCUCAUUCUUCCGGCGAAGAUGCAUAUGUUAUUCAGAGAAUUGAUAAUAAUGGAUAUUGCCUCCAUUCUGCUGAUAUUGUCAAGCUUAAGAAUUGUGGAAGCUUGUGGACAACCAGUGAUAAUAGAAGUAGCUGUAUAUGCUCAAUGAGUGAGCUCUGCUUGUCGCCAGUUCAAAUGCCUGGUGUCGUGUGGGUUGAGAUCCAGUAUAAAAGUCCUUACUCUCAUCGAUGCAUGAAACUUGCAAAGAACUUGACAGCUGUUGAGAGUUCUGCUUCUGGGGAAUAUUGUCAAAAUACUUUCCUCUAUGUUGGCGAUGUGAUUUCUAUGGCACAUUCUGUGAAGAUGACAUCAUUUCAGCCACGUUUUACAUCUCUUUUUGGUGCAUAUCUACCAGAUAUGUUAGAGAAGAUUUUUGCAUGUACCUUCCAAGUUUCAGUAGCUUUGGCCCUCCUCAACAGUCUUCCGGUCUACGGUCUCGAUGGCGAAGCUAUAGUGGAGGCGAGCUCUUUUUAUGUAACUGUUUUGAGUCCUGGGAGUAGGAGACUGUUGCUUCGAACUUUCCUCUUUGGGGGAUCCGUCGUUUCUUGCUUUGUUUUCUUGAGAAUAUUUCUCAUCAAAUUUUGGUAAGAUUAAUUUUUAAUUCUUUUUAGCUUCAUCCUGGAAUUCAUGGAAUAUUUGGUUGUUUCGCAAGUAAUACAUUAAGGGAGGUUAUGAUGCCUUCCUUGUCUGUAUCUCUGCAUCAAUGCCAAGUGCUAAACAUAUGUUAGCUUGAAGGUUAUCAUCUUGAGAAUUGAAUAUGGAAAUAUCAAGUACAUAAAAGGCAUAGUUAUUCA
This is a messenger RNA of Beta vulgaris subsp. vulgaris (sugar beet), 1914 nucleotides long. Its product is annotated as membrane-bound transcription factor site-2 protease homolog. The record is from RefSeq and is a predicted model, not a curated record. Lineage: Eukaryota; Viridiplantae; Streptophyta; Magnoliopsida; Caryophyllales; Amaranthaceae. Gene Ontology annotation, cellular component: cytoplasm; membrane. Bases 23 to 1708 code for a protein of 561 amino acids. Gene Ontology annotation, molecular function: protein binding; metalloendopeptidase activity. The transcript has 10 exons. Gene Ontology annotation, biological process: membrane protein intracellular domain proteolysis; regulation of response to endoplasmic reticulum stress.